AUGGAUAGGCGCACUUUUGGACCUGCGGAUACUGUACAGUACAUUUGGACGACCCUGGGUCUUCCAAAAGAUGCGCUAGAGUCCCUGAAUCUUCCGACCGAGGCAGAAUACUGCCCUUCUUCAUUCAAGGUUGGGCACCUGGCUCAAGCCUCCAUCGCCUUAUCAGCUCUUUCUGCAGCCCUCGUCUGGUCGGCCCACCACGAAAAGCCAGUACCGAGUGUAACAGUAUCAGCAAAGCAUGCUUGUGCCGAAUUUAAAUCUGAACGCUUGUAUGUGCUCAACGGGAAAGCCGCGCCCUCCACUUUCGGCACGAUUGGUGGUCUACACAAGACUCGGGAUGGUCACAUCAGAAUGCAUGAUGGGUUUCGAAAUCACAGAGAGAUUGCUCUGCGAGUUCUAGGGCUGAGGGAAGGUGCAACGAGGGAGGAUGUCGCUCAAAAGAUGUUACAAUGGAAUUCGAUCGAUCUCGAGACCAAAGCGAUCAGGGAGGGUGCAGUGAUGGCAGCGCUUCGGUCUUUCCAAGAGUGGGACGCGCUCCCACAGUCGAGAGCAGUUGCUGAUCUACCUAUCCUAUUAGACAAGAUCGCAGAUGGAACAAGAGAUUCAACCAACAGCAGUCAAUCAACGCAAGCAACUAAGUGUCUCCAAGGCAUUCGCGUGGUUGAGAUGUCGCGCGUCAUUGCAGCUCCAGUAGCAGGAAAAACCUUGGCAGCACAUGGAGCGGACGUUGUGUGGAUUACCUCUCCUUCGUUGCCGGAUCUCCCAGACGUUGAUAUCGAUGUUUCGAGGGGAAAGCGGACGGUACAGUUGGAUAUCAAGCGCCCCACCGAUAAAAAGGAACUGUUAGAACUUCUACGUACAGCGGAUGUCUUCAUCCAGGGCUACCGACCAGGUAGUCUUGCUGCUCAAGGUCUAUCAAACAAGGAUCUCGUUGAAUUGAACCCGAACCUUAUCAUCGCAAGUCUGAGCGCGUACGGUCCAGACGGUCCUUGGUCACAACGCCGUGGCUUCGACUCCCUUGUGCAAACAUGUUCCGGUAUCAACGUUGCCGAUGCUGAGCGGUACGGGUCCAGUGAGACGGCUAUGGUGCUUCCAUGUCAAGCCCUAGAUCACGGCUCUGGCUAUCUAUUAGCCACAGGCGUCAUAGCGGCUUUAUAUAAACGAACGACUGAAGGUGGAGCUUAUGAGGUGAGAGUGUCCCUUGCAGGUGUGAUGCGAUACCUGCGUUCACUCGGUCAGUACGAAGGUAAAAGCGGAUUUGAUCGCAGGGAUAUCAAAGGACCUGAGGAAGCGGGCGAUUUUCUGGAGACAAGGCUGACGGAAUUUGGUGAGCUGAAGGCUGUCAAGCAUGCCGCCCAUAUCGAUGGAGUGGAGGUUGGGUGGGUGCACAUGCCAAAACCUUUGGGUCGCGAUAAUCCGGUUUGGCUACCUAGGUAG
Boeremia exigua is the source of this 1437-nucleotide messenger RNA. RefSeq names its product CoA-transferase family III domain-containing protein. Bases 1 to 1437 code for a protein of 478 amino acids. NCBI's taxonomy places the organism in Eukaryota, Fungi, Ascomycota, Dothideomycetes, Pleosporales, Didymellaceae. The record is from RefSeq and is a predicted model, not a curated record. The transcript is spliced from 2 exons. Gene Ontology annotation, molecular function: catalytic activity.